Daktulosphaira vitifoliae (grape phylloxera) is the source of this 1322-nucleotide messenger RNA. It is a transcript of the gene Zip48C, whose product is annotated as zinc transporter ZIP11. Lineage: Eukaryota; Metazoa; Arthropoda; Insecta; Hemiptera; Phylloxeridae. The coding region runs from base 184 to 1179 and encodes 331 amino acids. The transcript has 7 exons. Gene Ontology annotation, cellular component: membrane. Gene Ontology annotation, molecular function: zinc ion transmembrane transporter activity. The record is from RefSeq and is a predicted model, not a curated record. Gene Ontology annotation, biological process: zinc ion transmembrane transport.
CGGCAUUACAUGUUUUGUAAACAUUGACAUCAUAAACACCAACACUACACUUUUUUUUAAAAUAAAUUUCAUUUUAGUACUUAAAAACAACGUAUGUUUAAACUAUCAUGUUUGACAUCAAUAAAUGACAAUUAUACUAUAUUUUAUAGAUAAUUACUAUUUUUUGUAAUUAUACAUUAAAAUAUGCUACCCAAUUUUCAUCCUGUUAUUCAGACUGUUUUAGGGACUUUUUUUACAUGGGGAUUGACUGCUAUUGGAUCGAGUCUAAUAUUAUUUUUUAGUGGUGCUCAAAGAAAAUUAUUAGAUGCCAGUUUAGGAUUUUCAAGUGGUGUUAUGAUUGCUGCAUCAUAUUGGUCAUUAUUGGCACCAGCCAUUGAACUGGCUGAACAAAAUCAUGCUUAUGGAAAUAAUGGAGAAUUUGCUUUUAUUCCAGCUUUAGUUGGUUUUAUUUUUGGUGCUCUUUUUGUUUUCAUAUCUGAUCUAGUGAUAUCAUCUUAUGAAAUGGACGUUCUCAAUAUUCUUAUGCCUGAAGCAAAACAAUGUAGCAAGUAUAAGCUUAAAUGUGAUGACUUAGAAAAAGUUACUGAUAGUAAUACUGAUAAUGAAAAAUUAAAGUCUUCGUCUUCUAUUGAAGGGGUAACUCGACAGCGUUAUUUAAAAAAUAAUGAAUUGUCAACAGAAACAGAAACAAAAUGCGAUUUAGAUGUAAAAAUGUGUAGCUGGAAACGUAUAUUAUUAUUGGUUAUAGCAAUUACUGUUCAUAAUAUUCCUGAAGGAUUAGCUGUUGGUAUAGCAUUUGGUGCAGUAAAUUCCUCCCCAUCAUCAACAUUCAAUAGCGCCAGGAACCUUGCCAUGGGAAUCGGCAUACAAAACUUUCCGGAAGGAUUGGCCGUUAGUCUUCCUUUGCAAGCGGCCGGAUGUUCCAAAUGGAAAAGCUUUUGGUACGGUCAACUUAGCGGAAUGGUCGAGCCCGUUGCAGGCCUACUGGGCAUAUUGGCCGUAUCCACAAUCCAACCUCUGCUGCCCUACGCACUGGCGUUCGCCGCGGGCGCCAUGAUCUACGUGGUCGUCAACGAUAUCAUACCCGAGUCAAAUUCCAGCGGCAAUGGAAAGUUGGCCAGUUGGUGUUGCGUCGUGGGUUUUGUCGUUAUGAUGUCACUGGACGUGGGACUCGGUUGACGACGUCAGGGGGUGUAUCAAGUCAAAGAUUUUUUUCUACGUUAAACAUUUUUUUUUUUAGUGUUUUAUUUAUACAUAGAUACAACUUUGUAUGUACCAUUAUUAUUAUUUGACAAUAAAUCAUAUACAAUUAUACUAUAAAA